ACACUCCUUUAUCAAGGGGUUGACCAGGAAACACUACGAUAAAAUGUGUAUAAAUAUUAUAUGACAUAGAGAUGCGUCUGCUUUCCUGCAUUUCUCACAGUUAAUAUCUUGUAGUUGUUCUCGAGAACUGCCCACCAGCUGUAGGUUUCAUUUGUGCAUCAUCACUUUCGUUCUCAUUUCAGCUUAAUCACAGCCACCGAACGUCAACAGCGUAAACUACUACAACCGUACAAAUGUCUCGUAACAACAGCGAUCAGAUGAAGGACAUUUUAAAUCCGACAGAUAACAGUGGAAACGCUGAACCGCCACAAAAAGAUGGGCCUUCAAAGCAGCGCUUACAUAGUGAUACUGGAGACGAAGGGACCACACAUAGUAUGUCUGGAAGAGCAGAACAUGUGGGACACCAGGGGGCCAUGCAUACCCUCAGGUCACUCAACAAAAUGCCAGACUGCUUAAGGGGUCAGCUAAAUCAGCUAUCAAACAGCCCAGAACACACAGUACUGAUAGACACAGUGUGUUUCCGAGCUGGUCUAAUCGCCCCUUACCAAAGACAUCACGUUUGGGAUGCCUCCCAUGUUAAGUUACCACAUAUUUAUCAACCCCCUGCUGCUCACCAGAGUUCCCAUAAGAGUUCCCAUGACACUCACCACGCACAACCCUCUCGCUGGCAAGUCACUCAGACAGUGUUGAACAAACUCAAAGGCAAUUUCUCUAUUGGGGAUAUUCAGACUGCAAUUAUGGCGUACAAUUCCAGCUAUAAGAAAAUCUGGACUUUCGAAGCACUUCAAUAUUACGGCCAGAAAGUGAACUCAAUGGACAAUUGUCUGAAUACGGUGAUCCCUAAAAUGGCUAAACUAGCUCUUGAUUUACCUGAUCUCAUUCAGCAGCCCAUCCCCCUUCUGCGAAGGCAACAGUACCGGGCCAUAACUCUGUCUCAGCAGCAGAUAUCCUGUCUGUUAGCCAAUGCCUUCUUCUGCACUUUCCCUCACAGGAACAACACUAAGCAAAGCUCAGAAUACGCCAGUUUCCCGACCAUUAAUUUUAACAGCCUGUUUUGUAACCCGAUGAGAGACCAAGAGCAAGCAGUUAAAAAGGCACAGAAACUGAGAGCCAUAUUCCAUUACUUCACCACUGUGACAAGUGACAGUUCUGAUGUACCCCCACAAUCUAAACCAGAUGGUCUGGUUACUUUUGAAAGGAUCAGCAUUCCAGCCUCUCAGCUCCCUGAUUGGAAGAAUCAGAAGAAGACCCUGAAGCACCUGGAAAUCUCUUCAAAAGGGUCCAUUGAGGAAGAGGGAACAGGCAUGCUACAGGUCGACUUUGCAUGUAAAUACAUUGGUGGUGGAGUGCUGGGAUCAGGACUGGUUCAGGAAGAGAUCCUCUUCCUCAUGAGUCCUGAGCUCAUUGUGGCCAGACUCUUCACAGAGAAACUGGAAGAUAACGAGUGCCUGAAGAUCACAGGGUCCCAGGUGUACAGCUUGUAUUCCGGCUACAGCAAAUCCUUUGAGUGGGCGGGUCCAUACUUUGAUAAAACCAAGCGAGAUGAAUGGAAAAGACGUUAUCGGCAGAUAGUUGCCAUUGAUGCUCUGAACUUUAAGAACCCAAAGGAGCAGUACACCAAAGAGAACAUAAAACGAGAACUCAACAAGGCUUAUGUGGGAUUCAAGGGAGACCCGAAAACCGAUCAGGAAAACCUCCCAGCCAUCGCAACAGGAAACUGGGGCUGUGGAGCCUUCAAUGGUGACCCCAAACUCAAAGCUCUCAUCCAGUUGAUGGCUGCCGCUGUGGCUAAAAGAGACAUGGCAUACUUUACCUUUGGCAAUGAAAAGCUGGCCAAGGAAGUGCAAAUAAUGCAUCAUCAUCUGGUCGACAAAAAAGUAACCGUUGAUAAACUGUAUCAGAUACUGAAGGACUACUGUGGACAUUAUGCUCGAGAUCAUCAAGCAAAAGACCUGUACAGAUACGUCAGUGAAAAGACUGGGUCUAAGCAUAGCCUACUGUAAACCUGGUGACUAAAACCAAUAAGGCCAUGCAAAUUCAUUAUCUUCUGCAGUUUCAAAUGAGAAGCUGCUUGGGAUGAUGUAAGAAUGUAUCAGAUCUCUUAUGGAUCAAAAUAAUAAAGUGUCAAUACUAAUCUAUAAGCUGCUGUAAGAAAUUCUUUAAUUAAAAAGCUUUAGCCAUAUGGGGCAUUCAUAAUUUUCAAAGACAUGUGUAAGCUCUGAUAAAGGACACAUAUCACAUGUCCAUGGUUUUUUUUCUUCUGCAAAAUAAAUUCUUUUUAAUGUUA
Myxocyprinus asiaticus (Chinese sucker) is the source of this 2287-nucleotide messenger RNA. RefSeq names its product poly(ADP-ribose) glycohydrolase-like. Gene Ontology annotation, molecular function: poly(ADP-ribose) glycohydrolase activity. The transcript has 16 exons. Gene Ontology annotation, biological process: ATP generation from poly-ADP-D-ribose; regulation of DNA repair; nucleotide-sugar metabolic process. The coding region runs from base 234 to 2003 and encodes 589 amino acids. NCBI's taxonomy places the organism in Eukaryota, Metazoa, Chordata, Actinopteri, Cypriniformes, Catostomidae. The record is from RefSeq and is a predicted model, not a curated record. Gene Ontology annotation, cellular component: cytoplasm; nucleus.